Manacus vitellinus (golden-collared manakin) is the source of this 873-nucleotide messenger RNA. Its product is annotated as interferon alpha-2. Gene Ontology annotation, cellular component: extracellular region. The record is from RefSeq and is a predicted model, not a curated record. Bases 92 to 787 code for a protein of 231 amino acids. NCBI's taxonomy places the organism in Eukaryota, Metazoa, Chordata, Aves, Passeriformes, Pipridae. Gene Ontology annotation, biological process: defense response; adaptive immune response; response to exogenous dsRNA. Gene Ontology annotation, molecular function: cytokine activity; type I interferon receptor binding. The transcript has a single exon.
UGGCAAAAAAAAAAGACUGUGAAGUCAUAAAGCAGAAAAUGAAAGUGUUCUCAAAAGCAUACACAAGGGGGAAAACCUUAAAAACCAAAAAAUGAUGAACGAAAACUUCUUCUACAGAAUAAUUAAAUUUCAAGAUUUUGAAGAAACAGGAGCCUACGAAUGCCUUCAAAGUAUCCUAACCCAUCUCAGAAUUUAUACACAGGAAAGGAGGAAUAUUAGAGCCUGCUGUAUCAUGAAUGCUUUUGGCUUGAUACAAAUUGGCCUCAUACUGUUGUGCACCACCAUCAUCUGCAAUCAUCAGUGCAACCAUCUUCUAUUACAGCAAAGAAAAAUGAUUGAAAACAGCCUGCAACUUUUGGACAAAAUGGGCAAAAACUUUCCUCAACGAUGUCUAAGAGAGAAAAUGUCCUUCAGAUUUCCUAAGCAGGUUCUACAGCCCAGACAGAAAGAGACUGUCAGAAUUGCCAUUGAAGAGAUCUUCCAACAUAUAUUCUAUAUCUUUAGCAAAAAUCUAACUCUAGCUGCUUGGGAUGGGGCAGCUUUGGAUCAGUUCCAAAAUGGACUUUAUCAGCAAAUUGAGCAAUUGGAAGCAUGUGUAAUCAAAAAGCACACCCACUACUGUUGGAGUAAAGAAGUAAGCAGGCUGAAACUGAAAAAAUAUUUCCAAAAAAUAGAUUGUUUUCUUAAAGACAAACAACACAACCUGUGCUCCUGGGAGAUCAGCCGUGCAGAAAUGAGGAGAUGUCUCCAACUGAUUGAUAAAGUGACAAGGAAACUUAACAACUAAGGUACAAAGAUUUUAACCUCACAUAAAUUAUAACACUUGUAAAGAAAUAUUAUGUAUAAUAUUUAUUUUUGGCUCUAUAAUCUAUC